UUUUGAAUGGUAAAUCAGCAAUGUGUGCUGUUAGCAAGACUAUGGAACUCUGUAAGUGAGCGUACGAUUGCCCACUUGCCUUCUAAGUUACUAUUUCCGGUUUAAAUGAGUAACUUUUUUCAAACUGCUAAUUGUCCACAAAGACCAGUAAAAUACUUUUUAGCAUAUUUUAGAAACCUUGAGUGUUGGCCAAUAAAUGUUAAAGAAGCAAAACUUCAAGUAAUUAAAAUGUCGCAGAUAUCAUAAUUAAGUAUGUAUAUAUUCUUGAGCAAUAAAUUAUAUUUCUAUAAAAUAUAUAUAUAUAUAUAUUUUUAACUAAAGUGUUCCUGGAAAUCAGACCAUGCCUAACUAGGCCAUUAGAUAAGUCUCGUGCACAAUAUGUAUAAAUACUUUUAUCAUAAUAAUUACAUGUGUAUUUACGCAAGACACUGAAAACUGCGAUGAAAUAUUCAAGAACUCAUUUGGGUAAAAUGUUAGUUCACGAACCCAUUUUCCAUCCAUGUCAAGCAUAAAUAUAAUUACUAAGUAUGUAGCAAGUUAUGUGAAAUCGAAACUUGUACUUAUCUCCGUAGUGCGGAAACUUUCUGUUUAGGGGUAUGUAACCAAUGAUUUGGAAAAAGUAAUGCUUUAGAAAACCUAAUGGAUACCUGUACAGAAGAGAAAGCUCAUGUGCAUGAGGAAUGUAAUCAGUUAUUCAUGCACAAGGAUAAUUUCAACAAGCAUGUGUUCGUUUACACAGGAAAGAAACCUCAUGUAUGUGAAGUAUGCACGAAAUCAUUCACUGAGAAGAGUAGUUUAAAACGGCAUCUGCUUAUUCACGUUGGGAACAAAUCUUACGAUUGCAAAAUAUGUGAGAAAUCAUUUAGUCGAAAGGCCAGUUUAUAUACACAUACGCUUAUUCACACAGGAGGGAAACAUCAUGUUUGUGAAAUAUGUAAGAAAUCAUUUAGUUACAAGUCUGUUUUAAACCAGCAUAUGCUCAUUCACACAGGAGAAAAACCUCAUGUGUGUCAAGUGUGUACAAAGUCAUUUAGUCAAAAGUCUGCUUUAAACCAGCAUAUGCUCAUUCACACUGGAGAAAAACCGCAUGUUUGUGAAGUAUGUGAAAAGUCAUUUAGUCAAAAGGGUCAUUUAAAUGAGCAUAUGCUCAUUCAUACAGGAGAAAAACCAUAUGUGUGUGAAGUAUGUAAGAAAUCAUUUAGUCAAAAGCGUAAAUUAAGUAAGCAUCAGUUUCUUCAUACUGAGGACAAACCUCAUGUGUGUGAAGUAUGUACGAAGUCAUUUAGUCAAAAGUCUAUUUUAAACCAGCAUAUGCUCGUUCAUAUAGGAGGAAAACCUAAUGUGUGUGAAGUAUGUAAAAAGUCAUUUAGUCAAACAAGUUGUUUAAAAAAGCAUAUGCUUAUUCACACUGGGGAGAAACCUCAUGUAUGUGAAGUAUGUAAGAAGUCAUUUUUUGAAAAAAGAAAUUUGAAAAAUCAUAUGCUUAUUCAUGCAGAAAAACGUCAUAUAUGUGAGGUGUGUAAGAAGUCAUUUAAUCAAAAUUGUAAACUAAGCCAGCAUAUGCUCAUUCACACAGCAGGGAACCCUCAUGUGUGUGAAGUAUGUAAAAAGGCAUUUGGUCAAAAGGCUCAUUUAAUUCAGCAUAUGCUUAUUCAUACAAGAGAGAAACCUCAUGUGUGUGAAGUAUGUAAGGAAGUCAUUUAGUCGAAGGAAUAAUUUAAAUGAACAUAUGCUUAUUCACACAGGAGAGAAACUUUAUAUGUGUGAAGUAUGUAAAAAGUCAUUUCGACGAAAGCGUAAUUUAAAUGAGCAUAUGCUUAUUCACA
Molecule: messenger RNA, 1826 nt
Organism: Stegodyphus dumicola
Lineage: Eukaryota; Metazoa; Arthropoda; Arachnida; Araneae; Eresidae
Biological process (GO): regulation of transcription by RNA polymerase II
Cellular component (GO): chromatin; transcription regulator complex; PcG protein complex
Molecular function (GO): DNA-binding transcription factor activity, RNA polymerase II-specific; RNA polymerase II cis-regulatory region sequence-specific DNA binding
Source: RefSeq, a predicted model, not a curated record